Cylas formicarius (sweet potato weevil) is the source of this 3199-nucleotide messenger RNA. RefSeq names its product nephrin. Lineage: Eukaryota; Metazoa; Arthropoda; Insecta; Coleoptera; Brentidae. Gene Ontology annotation, molecular function: protein binding. The coding region runs from base 109 to 2616 and encodes 835 amino acids. The transcript has 14 exons. The record is from RefSeq and is a predicted model, not a curated record.
UUUUAAGUGGCGAAAAUCUGCGUUUGUUAUGUUGAAGGAUUAUAAUCGCAGUGAGUGCUAUUGACGUCGUUGCUGUGGACUAGACAGUGGUGUAUUUAGCUGGCGAACAUGUCCCCUUCCAUGUGGGUGAUGGUUCUUGCGGUAAUGGGGUUCAAUGGAGAGGCAAAAAUUGUCGGUAAAGUAAAAGAAGAUACUGAACAUGAGAUCCAAGCUGUAGAAGGCAAAAGUGUUAGUCUUCCUUGUGAUGUCACUGCUCCGGUAUAUGACAAGGUGUAUAUGGUAUUUUGGUUCCAGCAAGGUUCCGGAUUCCCCAUUUACAGUUUCGACGUCAGAGGAAAGCCAUUAUCUCAGGCGCGACACUGGUCCGCCCCGGAAGUUUUUGGGACACGUGCCUAUUUCCAGACGAUCUCGGAACCAGCGCAAUUAGUUAUCGAGGACGUGCGGAGGCACGACGAGGGCAUUUACAGGUGCAGGGUUGACUUCAAAAACGCCCAAACUCGGAGCGUUCAAUACAAUCUAACUGUAGUUGUUCCACCUGAAGCUCCAAUACUCCUCGACAAAUGGGGUCGUCUUCUAAACGGCACCAUUGGACCCCAUGAGGUUGGAGACGAUAUUACUUUGACCUGCAGAGCAGUGGGUGGUCAUCCACAACCUACGGUACGAUGGCUAGUCAAUGGGAUUGUCGUGGACGCAGAGUAUGAGCAUAACGCUGGAGACGUGAUAGAGAACCGACUGAUAUGGCCAUCUGUGGCAAGGAAAGAUUUGGACGCGAUAUUUACCUGCCAAGCACAGAACACGAAACUUACUGAGCCUAAGGAAGCGAAUGUCAUUUUGGAUCUCAUCCUUAAGCCGCUGACUAUAAACAUCCUGAGAACGCAGAGCCCGCUGGUCGCGGACAAGAGAUACGAGGUGUCCUGCGAGUCGGCAGGAUCGCGUCCCCCGGCGAUAAUUACGUGGUACAAAGGGAAGAGACAACUACGAAGGACCAAGGAAGAAACGGCGACCAACAUGACAAUAAGUGAAUUGAGUUUCGUGCCGACGACAGAAGAUGAUGGAAAAUCCAUCACCUGCAGAGCCGAAAACCCGAACGUAACCGGCCUUUUCCUCGAAACAUCUUGGAAAAUCGACGUAGUUUAUCCUCCCAUUGUGGACCUGACACUGGGAAGUACUCUGAAUGCUGAUGACAUCAAGGAAGGGGACGACGUCUAUUUCGAAUGCAAAGUUAAAGCCAACCCGCACUGGAGACGAUUAAAUUGGUUACAUAAUGGCAUCCUCUUGCAUCACAACAUGUCCAGCCGAAUCAUCCAUAGUAACCAAAGCCUCGUACUGCAAAAAGUGAACAGGCAAAGUGCCGGUAUUUAUCGGUGCUCUGCUGUUAAUUCCGAGGGCGAAACAGUCAGCGACGAACUUCAUUUUAGGGUGCAAUACGCUCCGACAUGUAGAUUUGACAAAGUUUUGGUGCUCGGAGCAUCUCGCGGUGAAAGCAUCGACGCGUUGUGUGAAAUCGAAUCGGAUCCUCCGGCCAAAAACUACAAGUGGAAAUUUAACAAUUCUGGCGAAACAUUGGACGUCGAUUCAGACCGAUUCUCCAAAACUAGCAACGGAACAGUGAGCAUUCUCCGUUAUACUCCCAUCACGGAGAUGGACUAUGGGUCCUUAUCCUGUUGGGCAUCCAACGCAGUUGGGCAACAGAUAAAUCCAUGUAUCUUCCAAAUCGUUGCAGCUGGAAAGCCAUUUCCAUUAAAGAACUGCACCCUUACCAACCAAACAAGUAACUCUGUCGAAGUAUUCUGUUUGCAAGGCUUCGACGGCGGCUUACCCCAGCACUUCAUUUUGGAGCUGUACACCAUAAACUCCAAUACGCCCAGGUUCAACAUUACAUCCGUCUCCGAGCCGUACUUUUUUCUAGAAAACCUGGAACCAGACGUUACAUUUAGAAUUGUCGUAUUCGCCGUUAACUCCAAAGGAAGAAGCAACGGGGUAGUCUUGGAGGAGCUUACGUUUAGAGAUGCGGAAAAACGUACUGCAUCGGAUGGCGAUAUCGGGGUCUCUCCAAUAUUGGGCGUUUUGAUCGGUGCAGUUUUGACUGUAGUCGUAGUAAUCAUAAUCGUGGUCUUGCGUAUUCGUAAAGCCAAAGAAGAUCAACACCUGGUCCUCGAAGAAAAGACGUCAGGUAUUCCGGCACAUUGUAACACACUGUCUUCCACCAAACCGCUGCUAAGAAGUGCAUCACCAAGAGAAAUGGACGAAAGAGAUCCCGAUAUAAUCCCUGUCAAAUACGGAUCGUCGGAUUUAGAAGGUGAUAUUAAAAACUUAAAUGGGUCCCACUUGACCCAGUGCAGCAGCGGCGACGACUCUCCAACUUACCCCAUGGAUAGAGCACCGCUCCAUAUGGUACCGCCAUCCGCAUCGCUGCUGAUGGAACAGGUGAAUCAGUACCACCAAUAUAGUAAUCCAGUGACAAUGAUCGGUACUUUCCCACGGGAUUCCAGGCCAAAGGAUCUUCAGCUGAGUAAUGGUCAUUCGACAGUAUCCCGUGUCUCAGAUCUUGAAUUAAACGGGAAUGCCAUUAAGGAGAGGUUAAUGGCUAGUCGACUUCCAGAGAGCUGCGUCUAAGUAUAAAUGUGGUUAUAUUACCUAUUUUAGAUAAAUAGUGCAUAUCGAAUGAGAACGUGUUAUGAAUUUUGCUGUAAGUACCGUCCAAUAGGAAAUUUGUGAAGGCUAGAAGAUAUAGAACCGGCGAAAAGGUUGCGUGAAAUUCAAACUGGCAUUUAUUUGUUUAGUGUUACGCAAAUUGUGGAAGCUAGUCGUUUAGUACCGAGACUUUCAACCAAAGCUAAUUUUAGGCAUGCCUUAAGUUCAACUUUCAUAACAAAUUAUUUAGGAAGGUAAAUGACUAGAGUACACACACAUUUUUGAUUAUAACCGACUUACGAUCAUUUAUUUUAGAACCGAGUAUUCCCAAAAACUUUACUACGAUAUAAUUUUGCUUGAAAAUAAAAAAAUCAACAUAUGACUUUUUCUGAAAACUGUACUACUACUACCAUUACAUUUAUGUCUGUCUGACGCCUGCAAAAAAAAAUCAUAUAUUAGACUUAUGUCCUUUAUAUCAAAAAUGCUGUUUACAUUGAUCUCAACAUCUCUGUCGAUUACUCCAACUGAAAACCUUUGUCAUAAUAUUUGGGUUUAUUUCCUUAUG